AUGUCUACUCCUGGUCUCCAAGACGUCUUCCCCAGGUCUCCACGCAUCUACCCCAGGUCUCCAAGAUGUCUACCCCAGGUCUCCAAGAUGUCUACCCCAGGUCUCCAAGAUGUCUACUCCUGGUCUCCAAGACGUCUUCCCCAGGUCUCCAAGCAUCUACCCCAGGUCUCCAAGACGUCUUCCCCAGGUCUGUCUCCAAGACGUCUACCCCAGGUCUCCAAGAUGUCUACCCCAGGUCUCCAAGACGUCUACCCCAGGUCUCCAAGAUGUCUACCCCAGGUCUCCAAGAUGUCUGCCCCCGGUCUCCAAGACUUCUACCCCUGUUCUCCAAGACGUCUACCCCAGGUCUCCAAGAUGUCUACCCCAGGUCUCCAAGAUGUCUGCUCCUGGUCUCCAAGAUGUCUACCCCAGGUCUCCAAGACGACUGCCCCCGGUCUCCAAGACGUCUAUCCCAGGUCUCCAAGACGUCUGCCCCAGGUCUCCAAGACGUCUACCCCUGGUCUCCAAGACGUCUACCCCAGGUCUCCAAGACGUCUAUCCCAGGUCUCCAAGACGUCUAUCCCAGGUCUCCAAGACGUCUAUCCCAGGUCUCCAAGAUGUCUACCCCAGGUCUCCAAGAUGUCUACCCCAGGUCUCCAAGACGUCUAUUCCAGGUCUCCAAUACGUCUGCCCCAGGUCUCCAAGAUGUCUACCCCAGGUCUCCAAGAUGUCUGUCCCUGGUCUCCAAGACGUCAACCCCAGGUCUCCAAGACGUCUGCCCCAGGUCCCCGAGUGGUCUGCCCCAGGUCCCCGAGUGGUCUACCCCAGGUCUCCAAGAUGUCUACCCCAGGUCUCCAAGACAUCUACCCCAGGUCUCCAAGACGACUGCCCCCGGUCUCCAAGACGUCUAUCCCAGGUCUCCAAGACGUCUACCCCAGGUCUCCAAGACGUCUACCCCUGGUCUCCAAGACGUCUGCCCCAGGUCUCCAAGACGUCUACCCCUGGUCUCCAAGACGUCUACCCCAGGUCUCCAAGACGUCUAUCCCAGGUCUCCAAGAUGUCUACCCCAGGUCUCCAAGACGUCUAUUCCAGGUCUCCAAUACGUCUGCCCCAGGUCUCCAAGAUGUCUACCCCAGGUCUCCAAGAUGUCUACCCCAGGUCUCCAAGAUGUCUACUCCUAGUCUCCAAGACGUCUUCCCCAGGUCUCCAAGCAUCUACCCCAGGUCUCCAAGAUGUCUACCCCAGGUCUCCAAGAUGUCUACUCCUGGUCUCCAAGACGUCUUCCCCAGGUCUCCAAGCAUCUACCCCAGGUCUCCAAGACAUCUACCCCAGGUCUCCAAGACGUCUUCCCCAGGUCUCCAAGACGUCUUCCCCAGGUCUGUCUCCAAGACGUCUACCCCAGGUCUCCAAGAUGUCUACCCCAGGUCUCCAAGAUGUCUACCCCAGGUCUCCAAGACGUCUACCCCAGGUCUCCAAGAUGUCUGCCCCCGGUCUCCAAGACUUCUACCGCUGUUCUCCAAGACGUCUACCCCAGGUCUCCAAGAUGUCUACCCCAGGUCUCCAAGAUGUCUGCUCCUGGUCUCCAAGAUGUCUACCCCAGGUCUCCAAGACGACUGCCCCCGGUCUCCAAGACGUCUAUCCCAGGUCUCCAAGACGUCUACCCCAGGUCUCCAAGACGUCUACCCCUGGUCUCCAAGACGUCUGCCCCAGGUCUCCAAGACGUCUGCCCCAGGUCUCCAAGAUGUCUACCCCAGGUCUCCAAGACGUCUACCCCUGGUCUCCAAGACGUCUACCCCAGGUCUCCAAGACGUCUAUCCCAGGUCUCCAAGACGUCUAUCCCAGGUCUCCAAGAUGUCUACCCCAGGUCUCCAAGAUGUCUACCCCAGGUCUCCAAGACGUCUAUUCCAGGUCUCCAAUACGUCUGCCCCAGGUCUCCAAGAUGUCUACCCCAGGUCUCCAAGAUGUCUGUCCCUGGUCUCCAAGACGUCAACCCCAGGAGGGGGUGCUGAAGGUGGGAUGCAGGCCCCUCCCCUGUGGGGCCUGGUGACACAAAGUCUCCCAGGGCGAGCGUGGGCCAGCCUGGGUGGCUCCAGACCUUCUGUGUGCCUCAGUGUGUGA
Knipowitschia caucasica is the source of this 2097-nucleotide messenger RNA. NCBI's taxonomy places the organism in Eukaryota, Metazoa, Chordata, Actinopteri, Gobiiformes, Gobiidae. The record is from the annotation of a GenBank genome assembly.